UAAUUUCACUGUUUCCCCUUCACUGUUGUUUACUGAUAGAGUUUCACUACCUAAAGUCACACAGACACAGCACUUUGCAGGGAGAAGACACAGCUAUAGAUGUACUUUAGAUUUGAGGUUAGAAGUAGAAGUUACUGUAUUUGAGCACAAGUGUGUUAAGAUGUCAGAGGGAGUUUAUGAAAUCUCAGAUGGAUUUGAAGACGAUGAGCCUGAUGCAAUGAAGAACACAGACAUUGAUGGCCAAAUAUAUGGCAACGUAAGAGCCUUCAAGCCCAGUCCAAGAGAUGGAGUUGUUGCUUCAGUACAUUUUCAGUGGUGGAAGAGACCCUCUGGAAUUGCUGCAGUGUGUCUGGGGCUGCUGUGUGUUCUCUUAUUGGCUGGGAUCAUAGGCCUGUCUGUCUACUAUGGAGUCAUUGGUCAUCACGCCUCAACAGAGAGAGACCAGCUACAGACCAGAUAUAACAACCUGACUAAAGCGAGAGACCAGCUACAGACCAGUUACAACACCCUGACUGAAGAAAGAGACCAGCUACAGACCAGUUACAACCAGUUGACUAAAGAGAGAGACCAGCUACAGACCAGUAGUAACACCCUGACUAAAGAGAGAGACCAGCUACAGACCAGUAGUAACACCCUGACUAAAGAGAGAGACCAGCUACAGACCAGUAGUAACACCCUGACUAAAGAGAGAGACCAGCAACAGAAAGAGAAAGAUGAUGUCAUGUCAAAGUUCUCUAAUCUGAAACAAACCUGUCCUGAAGGCUGGCAUAAGUUUAACUCCAGUUGGUACUUCCUGUUAACUAAGGCUAAAACCUGGGAGGAGAGCAGAAAGGACUGUCUGGAGAGAGGAGCAGACCUGGUGAUCAUAAACAGUGAUAUGGAACAGGAGUUUCUCUUUGGCCUUACUAAGAAGGCCUGGAUUGGUCUGACUGACUCUGUUACUGAGGGGACCUGGAAAUGGGUGGACGGCACCCCACUGACCACCCCGAGGUAUUGGGAGAGUGGACAGCCUAAUGGUGGUGUAGGGGAGAACUGUGCGUUGUUCUCUCACAGUUCAUCAGACCAAGGAAAAUGGCAUGACUAUCCGUGUUCAACUAACCAUUACUGGAUGUGUGAGAAAUAGUUCUCUCUCACUCUUAGUUAUGAUGUUGAUUGUCAUGUUGAAAGUCAUGAUACCAGCUACAGGACUUCAGAAACUAUUCACAGCCUAGACAUUUUCCACAUUUUGUUGUUUAAACGCUGAAUUUUUAAAUGGAUUAAAUUGAGGUUUCAUUGUCACUGUCCUACAAACAAUAACUCAUAGUGUCAAA
Messenger RNA from Salvelinus fontinalis (brook trout), 1310 nucleotides. RefSeq names its product C-type lectin domain family 4 member M-like. Lineage: Eukaryota; Metazoa; Chordata; Actinopteri; Salmoniformes; Salmonidae. Bases 161 to 1123 code for a protein of 320 amino acids. The transcript has 6 exons. The record is from RefSeq and is a predicted model, not a curated record.